CGCGCAUUUAGCGAUUGCAGUCAAGUAGUUUGGAUGAGACAGCAACCGUUUUGAUUUGAUCAUGGACAAGCAGUUUUCCACACCGCCUCUCUACACCAAGAGUUUGAGUCGACAACGGACACAGCAAUUAUGGAGGAUGCUAACAGUCAAGCGAAAGAAUAGGACAAAAGUGUCCUCAGGAAAAGCUGCAUCUAUAACUCUGCUGUGUCUCUGUCUGCUUGCUAGCAUUCUGAUUUUAAUAACACGUAAACGGGAGUCAUAUGUAUACAAGCAUGCUGCAGUUGCUUCAGAUAACGCACAGUGUUCUAGGAUAGGCAAAGAUAUAUUGAAAAAUGGAGGGAAUGCUGUGGAUGCGGCAGUUGCAACAAUGUUAUGUGUAGGCCUACACAAUGCUCAUAGUACCGGAAUUGGCGGUGGCAGUUUUAUGAUAAUUAAAGAUCCUACUAAAGAAAAACAGAUAUUUGCGUAUGACUUCCGCGAAGAAGCACCCGGCUUGGCCAACGAGAAUAUGUUUGUCAACGAUACAAGGCGCAGAUCGAUAUUUGGUGGACGAGCUAUUGCUGUUCCUGGUGAAGUGAAGGGUUACUGGGCUGUUCAUCAGAAUCACGGUAGGAUACCGUGGAAGGAUCUAUUUACUCCAAGCAUCAAAUUGGCGCUUAGUGGGUUCGUCGUUAGUAAAGAACUCGCAAAAUUUAUACUGGCCAAAAAGGACAUAAUAAAAAAUGAUUCUAGCUUAAGUGAAGUCUUCGUAAGUCCCGACAAAGAAAUCCUCAAGGAGGGGAAUAUAAUGACCAGGCUGAAGUUAGCACGAACUUACAGGAGGAUCGCAACAGGCGGAGAAAGGGAGUUCUACGAAGGAGACCUAGCAACAGAUAUUUUGAAAGACAUUCAAGAUAGAGACGGAAUUAUCACAGCUAAGGAUCUGAAAAACUACUCGUGUAAGGAAAGGAACGCAACAUCUAUCAUCAUAGCGGCUGGAGAGAAGACACUUCAAAUGUUUUCUCUCCCACCGCCAGCAAGUGGCGUGGUACUUUCUUUAAUACUGAACAUCCUUGAAGAAUAUCAUUUUGAUGUAGAUAGUUAUGAAAAGGAUACUGUGAAUACGUAUCAUCGUAUCUUAGAGGCAUUCAAAUUUGCGUACGCCAAACGGUCAUGCUUAGGUGAUCAGGAUUAUGUUGACGUUAAAGAGCUCGUCAAAAAGAUGACGUCAAAAAAAUAUGCUAAAGAGUUCCAACAAAAGAUAUCAGAAUAUACGCAUAAUAUUUCACAUUAUGGACACUUCUUUGGAAAUGCAGAGGAUUAUGGAACAUCCCACCUGUCAGUUGUCGACGAAGAUGGAAUGGCAGUUGCCAUGACAAGUACGAUCAACACAAUAUUUGGAUCUAAAGUUCGAGGGACACGAACAGGCAUAAUAUUCAACAACCAAAUGGAUGAUUUUAGUACAGCCGCUACAGUCAACUCAUUCCGUGUUCCCGCGUCACACUCAAACUUCAUCAAGCCUGGAAAACGACCAAUGUCCUCCAUGUGCCCUUCGAUAUUUGUCGAUGAAUCGAAUAAAGUGCAUUUGGUAAUUGGUGCAUCGGGAGGUACCAGGAUAACAACGGGAACCGCCUUAGCAAUCAUCAACACAUUGUGGUUUGGAAAAGACAUAGAACAUGCAAUCAAGGAACCAAGAAUCCAUCACCAACUCUACCCACAUCAUAUUCUAUAUGAAAAUGAUUUUAAUCAGGUAAGAAGGUGGUAUUAA
Messenger RNA from Anneissia japonica, 1747 nucleotides. RefSeq names its product glutathione hydrolase 1 proenzyme-like. The record is from RefSeq and is a predicted model, not a curated record. Gene Ontology annotation, biological process: glutathione catabolic process. Lineage: Eukaryota; Metazoa; Echinodermata; Crinoidea; Comatulida; Comatulidae. Gene Ontology annotation, cellular component: plasma membrane. The transcript has 11 exons. The coding region runs from base 62 to 1747 and encodes 561 amino acids. Gene Ontology annotation, molecular function: glutathione gamma-glutamate hydrolase.